Messenger RNA from Ramularia collo-cygni, 1629 nucleotides. RefSeq lists its product as uncharacterized. Gene Ontology annotation, biological process: plasma membrane tubulation; actin cortical patch localization; endocytosis. NCBI's taxonomy places the organism in Eukaryota, Fungi, Ascomycota, Dothideomycetes, Mycosphaerellales, Mycosphaerellaceae. Gene Ontology annotation, cellular component: actin cortical patch; mating projection tip; medial cortex. The record is from RefSeq and is a predicted model, not a curated record. Gene Ontology annotation, molecular function: lipid binding; protein binding. The coding region runs from base 1 to 1629 and encodes 542 amino acids. The transcript has a single exon.
AUGAAGGCUGUCCAACGCAUGGGCGGUAAAAUGCUCAAGCGCAGCGACGAUCAGCAGGACGUAGGAGCAGUCAUUGCGGAGUUCAAAUCCGUCGAGAAUAUGCUCGAACGCCUACUCCGUGACCUCAAGACCUGGCAAACAAGCUGGGACGACAUUCUCAAACUGCAAUACGACGCCUCUGAAGCCUUUGCCGCCCUCUACAAACCUAUCGAGCCACCCCCAGACCCAGACGCUCAAUACACUCCCAAGGAGACUCCCGCGGCAUUUCUGCAGAAAUGUCUCGCAUUGCAGAAGAUGUAUUCUGAGGAGCGGGACGAUUUGAAGCAGGAGAUUGGGAUGAUUACGUCAAAAGUUAUCAGACCCGUGGAAGAAGCAAAGAUGGCGUUGAGGGGCUUGCAGAAGACGUUGAAGCAUCGGGAGAACAUGAAGUUGGACUAUGAGAGAUACCUGAGCAGGGCUGAGCAUGCGAGGAAGAAGGACGUCAAGAGUUUGAAGGAGGAGGCUACGUUGGCGAAACACGAGGGAGAUUUGGUGCAGGCAAAGAUCGAUUACCAGACGGCAGAUGAGCAAGUCAUCUCGACUUUCCCGCCUGUUUCGCAGGCCGUGGCUAGCUUGAUGCCCUUUGUAUUGGCCGGACAGGUCAUGUUGCAGACGACUUUGGUGGGCCAGUUAUACACUUGUCUCGAUGGAUACUGCAGACAGCAGGGAAUGCCGAGUCCGGCACCCAGCGAUGCGGAGAUUAUCGGGAGGUGGGAAAGCGAAUUCACUUCUUUCCGGAAGGAAGUGGAGAGCGAGUUGACGUUAAUCUCCACGGGAAAGGUGGUCAAUAUGUCCAUGAAUAUUGUGGAGAAGGAAGGGAAUACUAUGACGGGACUAGGGAUUCGGAACAAGGCAAAGUCUGGCGUUGAUACUGGCCGGGGAUAUUUGGACAAGAGGAAGAAUGGGCAGGCGACGAUUUCUCAGAAGACGUCGUUCACCAAUGGCCCAGGAGUGGAUGGAGAAGAAGAUGCACCCCCUAAGCCACCUCGUCCAGGAGGUUCCGGCGGACCAUCACCAUUGGCUUCUCCCUACCCGCCUGUAAAUCUCGCCAAUAAACCACGCAUGCCUUCUUCGAGCGCCGUGAACGCGUACGCGUCGGCCUACGAUCAGAAAACGUCACCUGGAUACAACCAACAAUCUUACGACCAGAAGAUCCCAUCCCGAUACCCAGCCCAACAGCAACAGCAACAGGCACCACCCCCUUACUCAGAAAGCAAUGCAUACGGCGGUAGCAGUACUUCGCCCGCAGCAUCUUCCUAUCAUACUCCAAGGAACGGACUGUCCCCAGCUCCAUCAACUCAAUCCGACUACUUUGGCGAUCGCAAGACAAGCGCAUCUCUCGCUAACAGUGCUGCAGCUGCAGCGAAGAAGAAGCCUCCACCCCCUGUUCCGGCGAAGAGGAUUCCUUCCACACAACCACAGGUUGUGACGGCGCUAUAUGAUUUUGAGGGACAGAAUGAUGGGGAUCUGAGUUUCAGAGAAGGAGAUCGGAUCGUGGUGUUGAGAAAGACGGCAAGUACAGACGACUGGUGGGAUGGAGAGGUUAGAGGGAAGAAGGGAAGCUUCCCAGCGAACUAUGUGYAGUUGUAA